Molecule: messenger RNA, 645 nt
Organism: Perognathus longimembris pacificus (Pacific pocket mouse)
Lineage: Eukaryota; Metazoa; Chordata; Mammalia; Rodentia; Heteromyidae
Gene: Atp6v0e1
Product: ATPase H+ transporting V0 subunit e1
Exons: 3
Coding region: 74-433 (119 amino acids)
Biological process (GO): proton transmembrane transport
Cellular component (GO): proton-transporting V-type ATPase, V0 domain
Molecular function (GO): proton-transporting ATPase activity, rotational mechanism
Source: RefSeq, a predicted model, not a curated record
UCACGUGACGCGCUAUUGACACUUCCGGGUGGGACCCGAGGAAGGCGGCGGGCCGGGGCCGGCCUGCACCACCAUGGCGUACCACGGUCUCACGGUGCCUCUCAUCGUGAUGAGCGUGUUCUGGGGCUUCGUGGGCCUCCUGGUGCCUUGGUUUAUCCCCAAGGGUCCCAACCGGGGAGUUAUCAUCACGAUGUUGGUGACCUGUUCAGUUUGCUGCUAUCUCUUGUCACAAAGAGAAUUCCUUCUAGAUGAAAAAAAAAAAAUCACCUCCAAGCCCAACAUGCCAUCUUGUCUUUCGUUGACCUGCCUGUUUUGGAUACCAGUUGCCUUAAAAGUUCCCACCACACUUGAAGAUCUUGUUCUACAGCAGUGUUCUCCUCCGCCUUACCUGCUCUCUGCUGAGCGAUGUGCCUUCUCAACCGCCUCUACCUAGCCUGUGCAGCUCUCCUGCUCUCCAGAAAGAGCAGCCACCUUGAAGCCUGGCCUCUGGGCCUCUGGAUGGGACAAGGAGGGGGUCCCCCCACACCCCCUGCAAGCCCCGGGCACAGAGCACACAGCCUUCCAGAUGUCUUACACCAAGCUCUAUUUUUUCAGGAUGAAUUUCCUCUGCCGUCUUUUGGAAUAAAUCACUUUUCUUGUUUCCUA